AUGCCAGAAUUUGAAGUGGCAGAAGGUCCUCCUUUUUUUGGAAGACCUGAUUUUGAAUUAUUCAUCACAAUUUCAGAAAAAUAAAUUAAUACAGAUUCACAAGGAUUACCUUAUGAAGGUUGUUAAUUAGAUAUCCCUGAAUUAUUUGAAGGUUGUUCUUUUUGUGUUAGAGGUAUAUGUUUACAUUGUUAGGAAGGAUGGUAAUAUAUAGAAUAAGAUCAGGAAUGUUUACCAAUAUGUGGAGAUUUUAAACUUGUUCAGAAUGAAGAAUGCGAUGAUGGUAAUUUAAUUCCUUAUGAUGGUUUUUAUUAAUGUUAAUAUUCAUGUCCACUAUUUUGUAAGUAAUGUAUAAAUGGAAAAUGUAUUGAAUGUGAGUAAACAUAAUAAUUAAUUAAUGGUUUGUGUUUAUUUGUAUGUAAUCAAAUAAAAAUUUAUUCUGUUUAAUAAUAUACAGGAUGUUUUAAUCAUAUUGACAAUAUUUAAGACAAUGGAUAUUACUAACAUACCUUAUUUAAUUAAGAUAAUUUAAAAUUAUUUCAAAAUGAAUUUUUGGAUUGUAAUCUUUUAAAUUAUGGAAUUUUCGGAUUUAAUUUCAACUAAUGUAGAUUACAUAAUAUAUAAUUGUGUAAAAAUUAAUCUUGGGACAUUUGUCUUGAAUGUAUAGAUGGGUUUUAAUUAACUAAGAGUAAGUAAUAAUGUAUAUCUAUAUGCAAUGAUGGUUAGAUAGUAGAAUUUGAAGUAUGUGAUGAUGGUAAUGUGAUUUAAUUUGAUGGGUGUUAUAAAUGCUAAUUAAGUUGUCAAUUAGAAUGUUCAAAUUGUGUUAAUUAAUAAUGUUUACAAUGUAUAGAAGGAUGGGAUCUAAUUGAAAAUUAAUGUUUACCAAAUUGUGGAGAUGGUAUAACAGUUCAAACUGAAUAAUGUGAUGAUGGUAAUUAAGAAGUUGGGGAUGGCUGUUAUGAAUGUUAGGCAGAAUGUUCCUAUUGUGAAAUAUGCAAUUAUUAUAAUAAAUGUUAAGUUUGUUAAGAGCAUUUCCAUUCUGUUUAAUAGAUAUGUUUACCUAUUUGUGGGGAUAAUUAUGUAGAAUCUGGUUUAGAAGAAUGUGAUGAUGGAAAUUAAAUUUAAUAUGAUGGUUGUUAUAAUUGUUAAUUAGAAUGUGAUAUUAGAUGUUAGAAAUGCAUUUAUGGUUAAUGCAAAGACAUUUGUAAAUAUGAUGAAUUGGAAAUUGAUGGAAAAUGUUUCAAAUUUAUAUCUGAAGAUAAAUAUACUAUAAAUUCUAAUGAUUGUUCUAAUGGAUGCUAAGAAUGUUUAUAAGAUGAGUGUUUAUUUUGUUUGUAGAAUUAUAUACUAUAUAGAGGAUUAUGUUAUGAAAGUGAAUGUGGAAAUGGAAUAAUAGAACCUCUUGAAGAUUGUGAUGAUGGUAAUUCUAUAAAUAAUGAUGGAUGUUCUAAUUAAUGUAAAAUUGAAUAUAAUUGGAAUUGUUUUAGUAAGGACUAAUAAGUUAAUCAGUGUUUUUCCAUUACACAAGCAUCUCUAGAGUAUUUAAAUUAGACAAAUUAUUACCAAUAUAUUCAACUAUUGUAUUCUAAAAAAAUUAUUCUUGGCAAUAAUUCAGUAAUCGAAAAUUUUUCUGCAAAAGAUUCAUUUAGAAUUUUGGGAUUAAAAUCUGAUGAAUAUCUUAUAAAGUGUAAUCCAAAAGUUCCUAUUUCUCAAAAUGAGUUUAAAAAUAUUCAAUAUGAAUUCUAAAUAUAUUUCUAUUACUAGAUAAAUACUAACCUUAUAUUUAAUAUUUAAUUAAAUGAAACUAUUUUGGAUGAGAAUUAGAUGCUUAUAUUACCAACUAAUUUAUCAAUUGAACUUAAAGUUCCUAAAAUUUUGACAAUGUCUCAAUUAACAGCUCUAAGACUUUAAAAACAAUUGGCCAUAGUAUGA
Messenger RNA from Paramecium pentaurelia, 1929 nucleotides. The record is from the annotation of a GenBank genome assembly. NCBI's taxonomy places the organism in Eukaryota, Ciliophora, Oligohymenophorea, Peniculida, Parameciidae.